CCGUCGGGUUCCACCGGGAGCGUGAAGGCUCGAGCCGAUCGAAUCGAACCACCACAUGUCUCUUUUCCUUCGUCGGACCAUCGGCAAAUUCUCCCCUCGCCGUCGAACCACAACAACAAAACCUACGCAAACCCUCGCUUCCUCAUGCCUCGAGCCAGGAAGCGCCGUGCGCCCGCGGCCGCCGCCUCAGAAUGCUCCCCGGUGCAGGGGGUGACCCCUGGGAAGACGGCGGAGGCUGGUGUUAGGGUUAGGGACGAGGGUGAAGCGAUGGAGGUGGAGCCUGAGGAGGCCAACGGGUUGGAGUCCGAUCAGGAGGAUCCCGACGAAGUGGAGCCAGAGGAGCAGGACCCCGACGUGGAUGAUCCAGAGGAGGCGGAGGAGGACCCUGAGGAAGCGGCGGGCUCCGACGAAGGCGAUGGUAAUGAGGAGGGCGCAGACGAAGACCAGGGUAAUGGGGAGGAGGUGGUGGGGCUUGGAGACGAUUCGGCUGGGGUUGAGUCGGAGAAGGCUGGAAUUAAGAUUGGUGGCGACGAGGAGAAAGGUACGCCGAUUGUUUUGAAGGAAGGCGGUGAUGAAGAUACAUGUAUGGAGCCUGCGGUGGUAGAGAAGCCAGAGGAGGCUGUUAAAGAGGAUGCGAUGGAAAACGACACUGCAAAUCUCUCGGGUGAUGGCGCCACAACAGACGACAUGAAUGAAAUACCGGGAGAAGAACACGAAGAAUCUGGGGAUGAAGGUACUAAGGAUAAGGAUGGCAUUGCUGGCCAAUUAAGUGUCAAUGGUGAUGUGCGGACUGUUGAACUUGACCCCUCAUUGCCAGCGCUGGGUCCAGUUUCAGUGGAGAAUGCUAAAGACCUUGAACUAUUUGUUGGUGGAUUGCCUAAGGAUUGUGCUGAGGAAGACAUUACAGUGGUCUUCUCUCAGUUUGGGGAGAUUGAAUCUAUUAAAAUAAUUAAGCACUCAGCAAGAAAAAAGGGCAACUGCAUUGCUUUCGUUCGUUAUAUGAACACUGAAGCUGCAAAGAAGGCUGUUGCUGAAUUUAAGGAGGGAGUUGAGGUAAAAGGAAAAACGGUAACUGUAUCAGCUGCUCAAGGUAAUAAUACCCUUUACCUGGGAAACAUCUGCAAGAGCUGGACAAAAGAUAAGGUGCUAAAUACCUUGAAAAGUAUUGGAGUUGAAGAACUUGAGAUGAGUUUGCCUGAUGAUCCUGAUACUGGAGGACGAAACAGAGGGUUUGCUUUUCUCAAAUUUUCUGCACUUGACAAAACCGAAGCUGCAUUUCAGCAGUUAUUAAAGCAACGAGAUGCAUUUAUAGACAUUGAUAGAAGUGCAAAUUUUUCUGCUCGAACCCCUACAGAAUCCAGUGAGGAGCUUGCAAUGAAGAUUAAAACAGUAUACCUCGAACAUGUUCCUCUUUCUUGGGAUAAGAGCAAAAUCGAAGAAUGUUGUGAAGCAUAUGGGGAGAUACAUGAAGUUCGACUUGUAAAGAAAUCGAGAAAGAAAAUUUCUUUUGUUGAAUUCUCAUCCAGAAUGAGUGCAUUAGCUUGUGUGGAAGGAAUAAACAGUGCCAAGAUUGGUGGUGAGGGUGGUGAGGUUAAGUUGGCUGCCAGUCUUGCUCGACCACGUCGUUUAAAACUGGACGACAGUGCCAAAGGUGGGUUGAAGGUCAAUAGUGGUGCAACUUCUGAAGACGCUAACAGUUCUAUAAAGAAAAAGGACCAGAAAAAGGAGGUUGUGGUAAAGAGUUCAAAUAAAUUGCUGAAGCGUGACGUGGACAAGCUGGUCUCACAAGUUGAUGCAGAAGUAGCACAAACAUCCAGCCGUUAUAAGGGCAAAAAGAAAUCUGGAAAGAACGAAAGUACCUCUGUAAAUGAAAGACCAUCGAAGAAAGCACGGAAGAAUCGAGAUGUUCCAACAAGAUCAUCCAACAGAACGCGUCAUGGUGGUUCUUCUAGAGCUGCAUAUGGAGGAAAAUCUGCUGGAAAUAUGAAGCUUUCUGCAGGAGCUCGAUAUGCAACUAGCUACCAAUCUUACCCUGCUGCGGGUGCAUCUUCCAGAUCUAAACCAAAUUCCCGUGACUUGGAACCUCAUGCUGGAUACAUCCCUCCUGCAAAUCGUAUUCCUGCAAAUCAUGUUCAAAUCACCUACGUGUAUGAUCAGCCGAGAUCUGCGCCAUCCACUUUCUGUCAUAUUGAUAGCGUUCCUCAUGCUAGAGAAAUAGGAGCUCUGCAACCAACCUAUUCUAUUUACACAAGCAAUCCUCAAUACCAGGGUGGAUACGCAUACACUUACCUUCCUCCGCCUCCAAGUGGAUCCUACCGUCUAGGAAGUGGUGCAUACAGUCCUCCAAGGAGAUACACUGACUACCGCUGAGUUCCUCAUCGAAACAGAAUGGCUACAGUUUUCAGGAACCCUGGUGCUGUUCUUUUAUGAGAUGCUGAUGGUGGAAAUAAAUAAGUUCAAUUGCGUGUACAUGUGAUCUUUGCUUUCGGUUUUGUUGAGAUUAUGUUCCAAUCCAAGAAAAUUGUUUUAAAAAAAUGAACCUUGGUACCUCUUGCUUCUCCGGUUCUACCCUCGUUAACAAAGUGAUGAUAGGAAAGUGCGGCAUGUACUAUGUUUUCUUUUGAAGAUAACCCGUAUAGGAAAAAUGUCAGAUGGUUAAAUCAUUGUGCAUCUGCAUUUCUGCACGAUGAAAAUUCUGCUACCCAAA
Brachypodium distachyon (stiff brome) is the source of this 2707-nucleotide messenger RNA. RefSeq names its product nucleolin. Gene Ontology annotation, molecular function: mRNA binding. The transcript has 11 exons. The coding region runs from base 145 to 2370 and encodes 741 amino acids. Gene Ontology annotation, cellular component: nucleus. The record is from RefSeq and is a predicted model, not a curated record. NCBI's taxonomy places the organism in Eukaryota, Viridiplantae, Streptophyta, Magnoliopsida, Poales, Poaceae.